AUGCCUCAGUCAAUUCUUUUGCAGAAUGGCUUGGCCAUUCAACAUGACGAACAUGAUUCUGUUCGAGUCGUUGAGAACACCGACAUCUUGAUAGUAGACGGCAUUGUCAAACAAAUUGGAAAAUCAAUCAAGCCUCCACCUCAUGCUGAAGUUGUCGACUGCACCGACAAGAUCAUUAGCCCUGGGUUCAUUAACACUCAUCAUCACCUUUGGCAGACGCAGCUGAAGGGCUACGGAACAGACAACUGCUGGUUGGAAUACUUCUCAGAUGAUCUUCUGCAAGCCUUCAAUUAUACCCCUCAAGAUAUCUACUGGGGUCAAUUGGCAGGCUGUCUUGAAGCCAUCGACGCCGGAACGACAUUCGUUCUCGAUCACUGCCACGGCUGUAAAUCCCCCGAGCACGCCGAGUCUGCUAUGUCUGCAUUUUCCGACUCUGGCAUCCGUGGAGUAUUCGCAUACGGAGAAACAUUCCUAAAUCUCCGGAAAUGGGACACCGAAUCAUGCGUCCCGAAUGCCAUGUUUAUUUCCGAGCCAUUCAUCAAGCAUGUCGAGGAUUUAGCCCAGAGAGGUCCUUUUGGAAACGGUCGUGUCAAUGUUGGCGUUUCGUUUGAUGGAUAUCAUAUGCCACAGCAGGAACUCGAAAAGUUAUUCCGUCGAGCGCUGAAUGCUGGUAUCAAGCUCAUCACAUCUCACAGCGGCAAUUUCGGAUCCUCUGUACCAAAGGCUCUAGAGAAGUACUCUCUCUUACCGACCCCAGAAGACGACUACACCAUCAUCAUAUCCCAUGGCAACUACAUGGACGAUGAAGACUUCAGCAUCCUUAAGAAACAUCGCGUCCCUCUAGCAUGCACACCAGCCACAGAAGCUCAAGGUUCAAUGGGCUGGCAUCUCCUUUUCGAACCAGGCCUCACCACCUCCCUGGGCGCAGACUGUCAUUGCCUCACCUCCUCAUCACUCAUGCAAGCAGCCAGGACCGCCCUUCUUUUCUCUCGUCUCCAGAAGACUCUAAAGUAUAAAGAAAAAGGCCAAAAGGUCGAUAAAUUCGAUCAAACAAGUCACGACGUAUUCAACAAAGCGACCAUUGAAGCUGCGAGGGCUGUUGGUAUGGAGAGUGAGAUAGGGUCUAUUGGGGUUGGAAAAAGGGCCGAUAUUGUGAUAUUCUCCCGAGAUCAAUCGCUGGCAUUUGGCGCAUCGGCGAGGGAGGAACCAGUCGCGGCGAUUGUGACUUACAGUGAGGCCCGUGAUGUUGAUGCUGUUUUAGUAAAUGGCUGCUUCAGGAAACGGGAUGGAAAGAUGGUUCCUAUUAUAAAGGAUGGGCAGGAUAUUGGACUCGGUCUGGUCUUGAAAGAGCUUGAUCAGAGUCAGAAGGAUAUCAGGCUGAGGCGCGAAUCAUGCAACACCAGCAUUUCGAGGGGCCUAGUCUGCAGUAUCGUUCACCCAGAACAGGCAUAG
Molecule: messenger RNA, 1452 nt
Organism: Fusarium fujikuroi IMI 58289
Lineage: Eukaryota; Fungi; Ascomycota; Sordariomycetes; Hypocreales; Nectriaceae
Exons: 4
Coding region: 1-1452 (483 amino acids)
Molecular function (GO): hydrolase activity, acting on carbon-nitrogen (but not peptide) bonds
Source: RefSeq, a predicted model, not a curated record